This is a messenger RNA of Trematosphaeria pertusa, 373 nucleotides long. RefSeq lists its product as uncharacterized. NCBI's taxonomy places the organism in Eukaryota, Fungi, Ascomycota, Dothideomycetes, Pleosporales, Trematosphaeriaceae. The coding region runs from base 96 to 338 and encodes 80 amino acids. The transcript has a single exon. The record is from RefSeq and is a predicted model, not a curated record.
UAUCCGGGACCGCGAGUUGAUUGGGGAAGAACGCAGAGAAAACGCCCAGGUAUUUCAACGGUUCGCGAAGGAAUAGGACGCCUCAUCGCCAUCUGAUGCUUGGAAAAUUUCGGUGGCGUUUGGCCUUUAUUCCAUAUUGCACAGAAGCGUUCUCGAAAUGCUGUCGGGAUGAAAGGGUGCCACAUUUAUGGCUGAGGCGGCUUUUGUCCUAUAGCGGAAGUUUUGCCGUCGCCCAAACGAAGAAACCGGGUGUAGGGUUGUUCCGUAAUCGUUGCAUAUUGCCAGUUUCACCCGGACUUAUGGUGAUCAUUAUAAGGCCUGUAUAUGUCAAGGAUUGAGGUUUGCUCGCAGCAUUGCAGCAUCGUGGUAUAAG